AUGUCUAUACACCGCGGUCAAUCUCUGUCAGUCACCUCGCGGAACGCGGUGGCUCAUGCAGAUGGCCUUUUUAACGGUUUACGACCACUGCGGGGGGAUGGCAAGGGAGGUUUCAAGGUUCACAUAGUUGGCAAUAGCGGAUCGGGCAAGUCGACGCUUGCGCUCGAGCUGGCGGCGCUGCUCGACUUGCCCUGCAUCCAUCUCGAUCAGCUAUUUUGGAAGCCGGGCUGGCGCGAAAGCACGGACGAGGAAUUCCGUGAACGCGUUCGUACUGCUAUAGAUCAAAGCCCUCGCGGCUGGGUCGUCGACGGUGACUAUCAACGGCGUGCAGGGAAAAUGGUGUCCGAAGAGGCGACCGAUGUGAUCUGGCUCGAUCCACCGCUGAUCCUCUACUUUCCGCGUUUGCUGCUCAGGACGACCAUGCGGUUGUUCCGGCUCGUCCCGCCUUGCAGUCCUGGCUGCGAAGAAAUGGCGAGCGAAGCGUUCUUCUCCCGCAACAGCAUUUUGUGCUGGUGCCUCAGCCAGCACUCAGUGGUGCACAAGCGGGAGGCCGAAAGAUACCGCACCGAUGGUGUGCAUGUUGGCGGCAAGCGCAGGCGCAUUGGCGGCUGGGGAGGAGAACUCGCCGCGUGGAAGCGGGACGUAGAAGAGAUGAUUCGAGCCGCGGGUUCGGAUGUAACGUCCGACUAA
Messenger RNA from Dichomitus squalens LYAD-421 SS1, 690 nucleotides. RefSeq lists its product as uncharacterized. The transcript is spliced from 5 exons. The record is from RefSeq and is a predicted model, not a curated record. The coding region runs from base 1 to 690 and encodes 229 amino acids. Lineage: Eukaryota; Fungi; Basidiomycota; Agaricomycetes; Polyporales; Polyporaceae.